Molecule: messenger RNA, 3966 nt
Organism: Anoplophora glabripennis (Asian longhorned beetle)
Lineage: Eukaryota; Metazoa; Arthropoda; Insecta; Coleoptera; Cerambycidae
Gene: snz
Product: sorting nexin-25
Exons: 14
Coding region: 93-2951 (952 amino acids)
Cellular component (GO): intracellular membrane-bounded organelle
Molecular function (GO): phosphatidylinositol binding
Source: RefSeq, a predicted model, not a curated record
CUGUCAGCUGUUGUGAAAAAAAUUAUUACUGUUAUUUAUUUAUAAUAUUGUUAUUGUUCGUGUUAUCAUGGUUUGAUAACUAUGAUUUUUGAAUGAUAGGGAUGAAUAGUGGAAUUUAUGUUACAGCCCUUACAACUGUGAUCCUGGGCACUAUAUUGAUUUACCCAUCAUGCUUCUCGUAUCUCCUUUUUAUAGUUUUAUUUGUGAUAAGUAUUGUUCUGGGCACAUUUACAGCAUUAUGGAUAAAUAUUUUGCUCUCUUUGCCACAUAAAACAAUUGUCGGAGCAGAACACACAUUAAAACAAACUGAGCAUUUCAGGAAUAAAUUAAUGAAAGAAUAUGAUACAGCAAUUGCAAAGGUGACUCCAACAAACCUACCAAAUAUAUUUGGAAGAACUGUAGACAGUUUACUUCAACAACUUUUAGAUUAUGUUAUAAGAGACUACAUAUUAAUAUAUGUUAAAGACUAUGCCUAUGAAAUUGAAUCUCUAGGCAUUAAUAUCAAGGAUGAUUUAUGGGGGGCUGUUAAUGCUUUGCACGAAAAAUUAUCUAGAGUGGACCAUGCAAAACUUAUAGCCUGUGAUGUUGUUUCAAAAAUUACAUACCACUUUGAAAGAAUUAGGGAGUCAAAAACUUUAGUUAUUGAAUCUGAUCGUCCACCAAUUUUCCAAUUAUCGCCACAUGUAAUGUCUUCAGAAAAAGAAAUUGAAUAUUUGCGAACCGUUAGUGAACUGCUUAUUAUGUUCUUAUUACCAAGGUCUUAUUCUUUGUCUCCAACAAAAUAUUUGGUCAGAGAAGUGUUAUGUUGUAAAGUUUUCAAACCCAUCAUCGAUAUUAUAACAGAUCCGGACUUCUUUAACCGUAAUGUUAUAAGUUACAUAGAAGCGAACAAAGUACAUGUGAAUUUACCCAAAAAAGCUUUGGAGAAUGCUAAUAAUUUUGAAGACCUUAUAGAUAGAAUCGAUGACAUACAAGUUUUAAAAUCUAUACGGUACAAUAUAGUAACGAAACUCAUGCAAGCUACGACACUGCAAAAUUUGAAUCGCGCAAAAGGUGUCGAUUUAGAUAACGACAAAGUUACCCUCUCUUCUGCUGGGAUACAGAAAUCUGACAUUAACGCUGCCAAAAAGCUCAGAAAACAUAUAAACCAAUUGACUUUUGCUAAGAAUCACUGCGAAAAGAAGUUGAUUAGUCUCGGUUGGGAUUCUGGUUAUCAGUAUGGAGAUGAAAUAAAAAGAGUUUUGUCCCUUCCGAUGAUACUGGAGCAUGUCCUAGGCAGAAAGUACUUAUCACAAUUUCUACAAACCUUAGCCAGCCAAGACUUGAUAAGGUUUUGGACCGCGGUUGAAGAGUUGCGUACAGCGCAAAGAAAAAACUGGCAUCAGUUGGGUGCAGAGAUAUUUUAUACUUUUAUAAGAAAUCCCACUUCUGAAAUAAAAGUUGACAAAGGUACAAAGAAGCGAAUGGAAGCAUUUUUAUUAGGUGACAAGGGUCCGGAAGUAUUUUACGAAGUUCAAGCGCAAGUGGUCCAGACAAUUGAAGAAAAAUAUUAUCAGCCAUUUUUAAUCAGUGAUUAUUACAAGGAAAUGGGUAUUGCAAUGGAAAGUGAAGAGGACAUGAUUGAAGUUGACGGUAAUAGAUCCAUGGAGGAAAGGCAAACAUCAACGGAUUCUGCUGGUAGCCCAGAAAGUGGGUUGAAUGUGGGAGAUCACUCUAACUAUGCAAGGCGAAAGUUGGAUCAGUUGGAGGAAAAAUUGAACAAUAAAACAAUGGCACUGGAGGCUCUAAGAACUUCGAUGAAACCAGAGUCGAAGGUUUUAGGCAAAUUAGAAAACGAAGUAGAAUGGUUGCAAGGUGAAAAACGUCAGUUAGAGGCUCAUUUAACGAGAACUGAGAUAUGGGCUGAAAAUCUUGGUAAAUGGAAAGCAGUUGUGCAAAGCGCAGAGAUUCCUGACGAGAAGGAGCCCCCGCAAUUUGUCUUGGUCGUACAAAUGGAGGAAGACGACGUAUACGAGGGCGAAGGUGCCAUAUGCACAGGAUGGGUUGUGUGCAGGAGUUUAACUCAAUUUCAGGACCUUCACAAGAAGUUACGACCACUGUGUUCAGAGAUUCGUAGCUUGGAGUUGCCUUCCAACACGUUUAAAUUUCUUUUUGGGAAAACUGACAAGUUGUCUUUAGAAAGGGCGAAGCAACAGAUACAGAAGUACUUAGAUUUUGUUUUAAGAGAUGAUAGACUUAACCAGAGCGAGGCGAUAUAUUCCUUUUUAAGUCCCAGUUCAGAACAUUUGAAACAUUCCACUCCAAGUCCCAAAAAGUCCAGAUUUUUCUUCUCGACUUUGUUUAAAAGUGGUAGUGAGCAAAGCAAAGAUUCCUAUUCCGUCUUGAAGGAGAGCGAAGAAGAAGACAUCUCGCAAUGCCUAGAACCGCCACUCACCGACACAGUAGACUUUAUAAAGUCCAAUGGAAACGCUGUGAAAAUAUGUGACGACAAUAAAGACACGAUAGCCGAACCCCUCUAUGCACUCCUAAGCGAAAUAUUCGACAUGAGGGGAGUCUUCAAAUACGUCCGAAAAACGUUAAUAGGUUUCGUUCAGGUAACGUACGGACGUAACAUCAACAAACAAAUCCACGAGACGAUAUCAUGGUGGUUCUCGGAAGAAAUGUUGCACUAUUAUAUCACCCUAGUAUUAAAAAAUUUCUGGCCCGGCGGUAGUAUCGCCGAUCCGGGCCCACAAAGAACCAAAGAAGAAAGACUGCAGACCGCCAUUAAGGCACAAGAAAUGUUUAUUAAUAACGUACCUGAGGUGUUGACGACGCUGGUUGGGAAUAAUGCUGGGAAAAAUGGUGCUAAGAAGGUCUUUGAUGCACUGCAAGAGAAGAACAUGAACAAACAUCUACUUUACGAACUGGUUGAAGUUACUUUGGAUGCUAUAUUUCCGGAAUUAAGUUAAUAUCGACUACUUUUAUUCAGUAUUUUAUGUUUUUUAUGAUGAUAUUUCUAUUUUAUUACAUAUGAAACAGGAUAUAUGAACAGAUAUAUUUUAGCAUUAUAUUUAUGAAUGGACUUGGUUUACAUGUAGAUGAACAUCGUACACAGAAAAAAUGAUUAUACUAUUUUUUAAAAAUACGUUUAUUUUUUACACAAAAAAAAAACUUAGCCGAACUGAACGUUGUUCAAUUAUUUCAUGGUAUAUUAUUAAUUCAACUACAUUCCACUAUUUAUUUGUGCAAUGUUUAUAUUUUAUAAGUAACUAACCAGUGUGUAACUAAUAUUUUAUUAACUUGUAGCGAAAUUGUUAUAACUUAUUAUAUGUUUGUUUUUUUUUCCUUAUUUGACUGACAAAACAAGUAGCAUAUUUUAGUGAAACCAAAAAUUAAAUUAUACAGGGUGUCAAAUAUGAGCAUAACUUUUAAUCUGUCUAAUGUGAGAACCAACCUUAAUAUUUUUUUAUGCAAAUUUGAAACCACGUAAACUGCAUUGCCUAUCGAGAAUUAAUCUAUUAUAUCACACAUUUUCACUGCCUAAUAUAAUAUAAUAAGUUUUAUAUAUACAGAAAUUAAAGAAAAUAUUAUGUAAGUAUAAUAUUUAAUAAUAUCUAAAGUAUUUUAUGGAUUAAUUUUAUACUUGUAGUACUACUAAAUUUUAUAAAUAUAAUACAUAUUUAUAAAAGAAAUCUAUGUAAGCGAUUAAACCCUGUAUAUUUUUUGUGACAUAGUUUUAGGUUUUUCUCUGUUUAUUGGGUAUUUUGCCAGCCAUGAAAAAAAUAGUUAAACGGUUCCUUCCCCUAAAAGAAUCAAUCAAGAAUUUGUUUUAUUAGAUUUUACUCAACUAAAAAUAUCACACUGAAGAGGACAGACUAAUUAAAAAUACUGCAAAUUUCUAUUACAGUUAAUGUUUCAAAAAAUCAAUCUUUUUCCCUUUUCAAAACUGGGAAUAACAUUUCGUUUUUAUUUAUCAAACAAAUU